AUGACAAUCGCCUGUUUGCUCCUUUUGAGUAAUAUUACAUGCUUCGCAUUUUCCAACAAAGUAUCAUCAAGUUCUACUAGACGACUCUCACAACGCACAAAUAGUGUGUUAGUCAAGGCCACAACAUCCGAAGCUGGUCAACGAAAACCAUGGGAAUUUUUUCGCUUUGUCCGCCAAUCUUCUAAAUUCAUCAAUGUUCUUCCCCGAAAAACGUCCAAACGAGUUGUCCAAGCAGGGGAUCUCUUGUGGACCCCCGUCGACACCAACAAGAGCUUUGAUUUUGCGCCUUUGGACGAUGUGGUCAUGGGUGGGGCAUCCUCUUCCACAUUUGAUGGAGCAACAGGAAAGUGGGUUGGUCAAGUGACAGAUGCCAACAGUGGUGGAUUCAUUGGCAUUCGAUCCACACCAGGCGUCGAUUUGGACAUGAGCCAGUGCAAGGGCAUUGAAGUCAAACUAUCGAACUUGAACAAGAAUCAAAAGUCACUUCGACUCAAGGUUGUGAUGCGAGACUCGACGGAAUUCAAUGGAAUCGCUUGGACGACUAGCAAGAGUUUAUCGGGACGAAGCCUGAAGAUUCCCUUUGAUCAGCAGGCACCAACACUGUUCGCAAAGACUGUCGAAUCAGAGCCCUUUCAAAAGGAUCAAGUCAAAACUAUCCAGCUGGUCUAUUCCAAGUUUGAAUACGACGGUGCAUUGAACCCAACCUUUGUGACUGGCGACUUUGCCUUGCAGGUAGAAGAGAUUCGAGCCUAUUGA
Cylindrotheca closterium is the source of this 756-nucleotide messenger RNA. The record is from the annotation of a GenBank genome assembly. Lineage: Eukaryota; Bacillariophyta; Bacillariophyceae; Bacillariales; Bacillariaceae.